Messenger RNA from Tetrahymena thermophila SB210, 3586 nucleotides. Its product is annotated as transmembrane protein, putative. Lineage: Eukaryota; Ciliophora; Oligohymenophorea; Hymenostomatida; Tetrahymenidae. The record is from RefSeq and is a predicted model, not a curated record. The transcript has 4 exons.
AGUAAAUUCUACUUCAGUAUUGAAUCUAUAAGGGAUAGCUGAUAUUUAAGUUUAGUAAAUUGUUGUAAAUAGUAGCAAUUAAAUUAAAAUAUUAACAAUAGAACCCUUUAUAUAAAAAAAUAUUUAGUAUACUUGUCUAUCUGAUGUAAUAUAAUACAUCAGUGUUUUAAAUUCUAAAGAAGUUUCAUUUUAUAUUUAAGCCUCUCAUACUUUUAUAUCGGAUAUUCAUAUUUAUUAAUCAUCAAUAUCAAAAGUUUGCUUUUAAGUAUUAUCGACAAAUUUAGUAAUUACAAAUUUCAAAAUCUAAGAAGUACAACCAUAAUUAGAUGGCACCUUAGUAUAGAGUUAAUAUAUUAAUAACAUGAAAUAUGUAUUUCUAUAGAUUUUUGACUUCUAAAAUUGCACCAUAAAUAACUUAACAUCCUUAAAUAAUUAAAUAACAGUAUUAUCAAUAAAUUAGCAACCUGAUACUGUUAGUAAUUUUAUUAUGAAUUUUUCAAAACUUUCUAGUUAAGAGAUUAAUGAGCCGUUAAUUGAAUUGAAUUUCGUAGAUACGAUUCUUUUUAAUGAAGUUUUAAUGAAUAAUAAUGUGUUAAAGUAAAAUUCCUAAACAUCAAUAGUAUAUGUAAGCUAAUGUAAUCGUAUAACAAUAAAUAAUAGCUAAUUUUAAAAUAACACUAAUUUUAAUGGACUAGGAGGUUCUUUGUAUGUUUUUAACUGUUUGCAUAUUUUAAUAUAGGAUUCAAUAUUUAUAAAAAAUAAAUGCUUGAGAUUAAAUGGUGGAGCUAUUAGUAUUUAGAAUGUUGUUAACAUUGCUUAAGUAUAUAUAUAUAAGUGUUAAUUUAUAUUUAAUUCAGCUAUAUUUUCAACUGGUGGAGCAAUUAACUUAUCAUAUGCAAACUUGAUAAUUGAAAAUUCUAAUGUUACUUCUAAUACUGCGAUUAUAGGAGGCGGGAUCUACUAUGAAUAAGUUAUACCAGAUUUUGUAUUAGAAAAAUCUAAUAAUAAUAUUGAUAAUAAUAAAAAUAAAAUCCUAAAUAAUAAUGCUAAAAUUUUUGGUGAUAAUAUUGGCUCAACUAUUAGGAAAAUUGAUAUAGACUUAUAGAAUAUUAAAAUACCAAGAGAUAGUGUAAAAAUUAUGGGUGAAAGAUAAAUAGAAAUAAGAGAGUUUAAAAGUGGAAAUUAAAUCACUUUUGAAGGUAUAUAAUUACUUGAUGAAGAAAAUAAUCCAAUAAAGAUAUCAAAUAUAAAUAUAACUGAAUUUUAAUUUUACAGCAGUGAUAUCCAAAACUUUGUUUAUUCAUUAUCUGUAUCAUUGAAUUGGGAUUAGUCAAAUAAAAAAAUACAGGUGAUAGGAUAAGUAUAAUCUAGACAAGUAAUUAACAACGGAAUUAAUUUACAAUCUCAGAUUAUGUAUAUGCCUUAAAGUAGAAUGAGUUUAUAAAUAGUUUUAGAUACUUUACCUAAAUUAAUUGACUCUAAAGGGAAUAUUUUUUUCCUUUAAAAUUAGUUUUAAAAAAAUUUUACAAUUGAUUUCACAUCUUGUUCAAUAGGAGAAAUCACGACACAAUAAAUUGAAUCUAUAAUUUGCCAAGAGUGUCCAGAAGGAAAGUAUUCUUUAGAUUAAUAUAGCACUGAUUGUAAAUAGUGUCCAGAUUCUGCUAAAAAAUGCUAUGGUUCUACAAUAAACUUAAUGAAUGGAUAUUGGAGAGAAAAUAAUACAACUGAUAUAAUAGUAUAUUGUAAUUAAAAUCCAGAAUUUUGUUAAGCCGAGUCAUCAGAUUCAAAAUUUAUAUGUUUGCGUGGACACAUAGGCCCACUUUGCUAAUAGUGUGAUUCAUAUGGAGUAAUAUGGGGCAAUAGAUACUCUUAAAUUUUAAGUUCAGAUAUAUGCUAUGAUUGUAAUGAAAGUGUUUUACUUAUCGCUUUUGAGAAUUCUCUAACAUUUUUACUUGUCUUUUUAUAUAUUUUUAUUAUUUUAAUUAAAAUCAUCUAAAAAAUGUAAGUAAAGGUUAUUGGUUAUUUUGUAAACAAGUCAGAAAUCUUAUUUUUAGGAUCAACAUUAAGACAAUCAGAUAAAUCUUAAAUAGUUGCUAAAAUAUUAACUGAUCAUUUUUAAAUACUUUCUUUACUGAGCUCAUUUUAAAUAAAUAUACCUACUUUUUUUAAAUUUCCUGUUCUAUUAUAUGGAAAUUCACUUAGUAUUACAAGCAAAUCUUUUGAUUGCAUUAUAUCCAAAUAUUUAAUUCUACAACCUUUAUGGUUCUAUUAAACCUUAUUCUCACUAGCUCUACCUCUUUUAGUCCUUACUUUUUAUAUUUUAUUUGGAUUGAUUUUUAAACUGAUAAAAAAAGAUAACUUUUUACUGAAUUAUUUAAGAACAGCUUUAAUUUUUACAUAUCUUUACUAUUUCCCUAUGGUAGUUACUCUUUUAAGCAGAUCUAUAAAUUGCAUACAAAUAGGUGAUAAGUAAUAUUUAGAUCUUGACUAUAAUAUUCAUUGUAUGGAUUCUAAAUAUCAUAAACCCUAUAUAAUUUAUUUCUCUCUACCUUUACUAAUAAUUUGGACUUUAGCUAUACCUUUAUUCCUAUUCAGAAAAGUUAGAAAUGGAAAAAAAUAAAAAUGGUCUAUUUUCAAAGAGAUUAAAUAUUCAUUUGUAUUUGCUGGAUUCAAAGAUAAAUUUUAUUAUUGGGAAUUUGGUAAACUAUUUUAUAAGUCACUAUUAAUAUCAAUUUCCAUAUUACUUCAAUAAAAUGAAUAAUUAAAGACAUCAUUGUUGAAUGGCAUUAUUUUAUUGUGGAUUUGUAUAGUCUUUAAAUUAAAACCUUAUAUUGUUAAAGACUUUAACAAUUUAUUAUAGUAAUCAGCCAUUUUAAGCUAGGUUUCAUUGAAUAUAAUAUUUAUCUUAGGCAAUAAGUUAACUAAUUAGCUAUUAUAAAGAACCUUCCUCACUUUAAUUUUGUUCUUUAUUAACUUAUUGUUCAUUUUGUAAUUUGCUAAAGGUUAAUUUUAAACAAGCAUUCCAUUUGACUAAAGUAAAAGAAAUAUAAUUCAUAAUAUUCUCUACUAUCUAAAAGUUAAAUAUCCACGACUUUUAAAAAACAUUUAAAUUGAGAAUAGACUGAAAUUUUAAUCUCUAAUUAAAUUAAAAAAUGUAAAAAAAAAAAUUAAAAUGCUUGUACAAUAUUUUAAAAAUUAUGAUUUUUAUAAUCAAGAAAGUUUUCAAUAGCAUUUCGGUCUAUUAAAAGCUUCAAUAGAUAAUACCACGCAAUUACAAAUUUCAAAAUUUACUUAUUAAAACUUCAACCAAGUUAUUAGUAAAAAUAGUUAAAGUAAUCAAAAUUCAAUAAUCACCUUGUAGAAAAAAUUAUCAUUUUAUACAAGAAAAAUGAAGUAAAGCCCUUUAAGUAAAUUAAAUUAAGUAUAUUAAAAUUCAAAUUAAUUUUUUAAAAUUUAAUAAUAAGUGAAAUAUAAAUUAUAAAAUGUAAUGAAUGAUAAAUCUUAAGAAUAUUCUCUUAAUGCUAGCUAAUUUGAAAAAUUUGAGACAAUGAACAUUAAAGAUGAAAUUGACUCUAUUAAUUUGUGA